Molecule: messenger RNA, 1200 nt
Organism: Purpureocillium lilacinum
Lineage: Eukaryota; Fungi; Ascomycota; Sordariomycetes; Hypocreales; Ophiocordycipitaceae
Source: RefSeq, a predicted model, not a curated record
AUGGCCUUUGUCGAGUCUCACAUUCGCUCAAACCCUGACGGGUCGAUCUCGAGCAUCAACCACCCACUCACCGAGUCGAGUGAGGAUCCGCGACCGCGAUGGAGGCACGCGUGGCGAAACUGGCAGACCUUGAACAUGUGCAGAUGGACGUGCGUCAAGGACACUGACCCGAAUGAGGUAGCCCAAGGGAGGCAUGUUCCCCCGGUGCGUUACCUUGAGCAGCGCAAGGAGCGGGUACGCGACUGCACGGAGGACAUAAAGGACGUGAAUACGCCUGCCUUUGACCUGGCGAGACUCCCAGCGGAACUUCAAAUCCAGGUAUUCCGAGAGGUCCUCCUACAGUCUGAGCCAUACACCCUGAGGGGUGUUAUCAGGCCUAUGUGGGGGUGGACGCGGCGUGAUGAUGGGAGCAUGGCAUUCGUGCCGCACGACUGGACAAACCGGCGGGGUUGCAGCAUAGCAUUCUGGGAGUGCCGCACCUGGCGCGAUAUUCCUUGGUUCUCAGUCUGCAGAGCCUCUCGUGCGGAGGCGAUCCGAAUCUAUGGCGACCCUCGUCUCCAAACCGUCCCUUUCUCGCCGCGAAAGGACUCGGUAGAGCUCAGCGUUCUCGAGCAACCGGGGCGAUACGGGUCCUGUCGGAGUAUCUGGCACGACCAAAACGCAGAGGAGAUCUUGAGCGGGUUGGAAAAGUUGAGCGUCAGACUGGGCCCCGUAUUUGAUGCCGAUGUCUGCACUCUCCGAUGGACUCUCCUGUGGUGCGACGCGUGGAACCUGAUCAGCCACCUAAGCCCUGGACUGAAGCACUUGACGGUCCUCGGUGUCAAGUCCGAUUUAUGCACCAGGGACUUCAACGACGCCGACAACGACUACACAAUCGAAGCACAACGGCUGGAGAGGGAGCGGUGGUUGGAAGCGGGCGCGUCAGAGGAAACGAGGCUCCAUGGCUGGCUGCAGGCGGACAUGAUGCCCAUGAUCGGUGUGCGGCAGAUGCUGAUGGAGGCGGAUGGCUGGGGGUUGUUCUCGGCCCUGACGACGUUUGAGAUUCGUCUCGUCGAGUCGGUGUGCCGGCGUGACAUGCUCGCCUGGAGCGAGCAUGGGGUGGGAGGGGAAUGGCAAGACAGGCCAGAGCCGCAGCCCGGGAGUCACGAGUACUACAUUGCCCUGCCUCGUGUUUACUUUCGGCGCCUCGGCGAAGCUUGA